Psammomys obesus (fat sand rat) is the source of this 4430-nucleotide messenger RNA. RefSeq names its product tyrosine kinase non receptor 2 (gene Tnk2). The record is from RefSeq and is a predicted model, not a curated record. NCBI's taxonomy places the organism in Eukaryota, Metazoa, Chordata, Mammalia, Rodentia, Muridae. Gene Ontology annotation, cellular component: extrinsic component of cytoplasmic side of plasma membrane. The transcript has 16 exons. Gene Ontology annotation, biological process: regulation of keratinocyte differentiation; signal transduction; negative regulation of epidermal growth factor receptor signaling pathway. Gene Ontology annotation, molecular function: ATP binding; protein serine/threonine/tyrosine kinase activity; protein binding. Bases 363 to 3626 code for a protein of 1087 amino acids.
AGGGAGGGAGGCAGCGAGGGAGGGAAGAAGGAGUACAGGCGGGCAAGCAGGAGGCAGGGGGAAGCCUGGGGAGGACGACUGGAGCUGUGAGCACUGCAUUGGAGGCAGGACAGAGGACCCAGCCUGCGACCAGUUGUGGAAACCCAGCCGGGCUUGCAGUGGGGCAAAGCCGACACUGCAUUCUUCUUCCCUGUUUCCUACUUCUGUGUGGGAUUUGGGGGAUUUCUAGGACAGGUUCCCCCACCCCCUGGCCAGUUUCCCUUCUGGGCAGAGCGUAAAGCUCAGAGGCUGAGGCCCUUGCCUUACCGCUUUAGCGCUAGGCAUAGCUCCAGUGACUUGCUUAGGGGCUUCAGUUUGUGAAGAUGCCGGCAGCCCGUCGGUUCCCUGGCCUUGAGCUCUCCUUCCCUCUCCUGGCCAGACUGCGCCGACGUCUGUACACAAGGCUAGGGAGCAGCAGCAUGCAGCCAGAGGAGGGAACAGGCUGGCUGUUGGAGCUUCUGUCCGAGGUGCAGCUACAACAGUAUUUCCUGAGGCUUCGCGAUGACCUCAACAUUACCCGCCUGUCCCACUUUGAAUAUGUCAAGAACGAAGACCUGGAAAAGAUUGGCAUGGGCCGCCCUGGCCAGAGGCGGCUGUGGGAGGCUGUGAAGAGGAGGAAGGCCAUGUGCAAACGCAAGUCAUGGAUGAGCAAGGUGUUCAGUGGAAAGCGGCUGGAGGCUGAGUUCCCUCCCCAUCACUCUCAGAACACCUUCCGGAAGCCCUCACCCACCCCAGGGGCCCUGGCAGGGGAGGGGACCCUGCAGAGCCUCACCUGCCUCAUCGGGGAGAAGGACCUGCGCCUCCUGGAGAAGCUGGGAGACGGCUCCUUUGGCGUGGUGCGCAGGGGCGAAUGGGACUCCCCUGCCGGGAAGACGGUGAGUGUGGCCGUGAAAUGCCUGAAACCCGAUGUGCUGAGCCAGCCGGAGGCCAUGGACGACUUCAUCCGGGAGGUCAAUGCCAUGCAUUCACUUGACCAUCGAAACCUCAUUCGCUUGUAUGGUGUGGUACUCACGCCACCUAUGAAAAUGGUGACAGAGCUGGCACCUCUGGGAUCCCUGUUGGACCGACUACGUAAACACCAAGGGCAUUUCCUGUUGGGGACCCUGAGCCGCUACGCUGUCCAGGUGGCUGAGGGCAUGGGCUACCUGGAGUCCAAGCGCUUCAUUCACCGUGACCUGGCUGCUCGGAAUCUGCUGUUGGCUACUCGUGAUCUGGUCAAGAUUGGGGACUUUGGACUGAUGAGAGCUCUGCCCCAGAAUGACGACCACUAUGUCAUGCAAGAACAUCGCAAGGUGCCCUUUGCCUGGUGUGCCCCUGAGAGCCUGAAAACACGGACUUUCUCCCAUGCCAGCGACACCUGGAUGUUUGGGGUCACGCUGUGGGAGAUGUUCACGUAUGGCCAGGAGCCCUGGAUUGGCCUCAACGGCAGCCAGAUCCUGCAUAAGAUUGACAAGGAAGGGGAGCGCCUGCCCCGGCCUGAGGACUGCCCCCAAGACAUCUACAAUGUUAUGGUCCAGUGCUGGGCACACAAGCCAGAGGACAGACCCACAUUUGUGGCCCUUCGAGACUUCUUGCUGGAGGCUCAGCCUACUGACAUGCGGGCCCUUCAGGACUUCGAGGAGCCAGAUAAGCUGCACAUCCAGAUGAAUGACGUCAUCACUGUCAUCGAGGGAAGGGCUGAGAACUACUGGUGGCGUGGCCAGAACACACGGACACUAUGUGUAGGACCCUUCCCUCGAAAUGUGGUGACUUCCGUGGCUGGCCUGUCAGCCCAGGACAUCAGCCAGCCUCUACAGAAUAGCUUCAUCCACACAGGGCAUGGCGACAGUGACCCCCGCCACUGCUGGGGCUUCCCUGACAGGAUUGAUGAGCUCUACCUGGGAAACCCCAUGGACCCUCCUGACUUGCUGAGUGUAGAAUUGAGCACCUCCCGACCCACCCAGCAUCUAGGAAGGGUGAAAAGGGAGCCUCCACCUCGCCCACCUCAGCCUGCCAUCUUCACUCAGAAGCCAACGUAUGACCCUGUGAGUGAGGACCAAGACCCCCUGGCCAGCGACUUUAAGAGGCUCUGCCUGAGGAAGCCAGGCCUGCCCCGAGGGCUGUGGCUAGCAAAGCCCUCAGCCCGGGUGCCAGGCACCAAGGCAGGCCGCAGCAGUGGGGGCGAGGUCACGCUCAUAGACUUUGGCGAGGAGCCCGUGGUCCCAGCCCCACGGCCCUGCGCGCCCUCCUUGGCACAGUUGGCCAUGGAUGCCUGCUCCUUGCUGGACAAGACACCGCCACAGAGCCCCACACGGGCACUGCCACGACCUUUACACCCCACACCCGUAGUAGACUGGGACGCCCGUCCGCUGCCCCCACCCCCUGCCUACGAUGAUGUGGCCCAAGAUGAGGAUGACUUUGAGGUCUGCUCUAUCAACAACACCCUAGUGGGUGCAGGGCUCCCUCCUGGGCCCAGCCAGGGCGAGACCAAUUACGCCUUUGUGCCUGAGCAGGCACAGCUGCCCCCUGCCCUGGAGGAUAACCUGUUCCUUCCACCCCAGGGUGGAGGCAAGCCAGCCAGCUCGGCCCAGACAGCAGAGAUUUUCCAGGCACUGCAGCAGGAGUGUAUGCGGCAGCUCCAGGUCCCCACCGGCCAGCUGACCCCCUCCCCUACCCCAGGGGGUGAUGACAAGCCCCAGGUGCCACCCCGGGUACCUAUCCCCCCUCGGCCCACACGUUCCCGCGUGGGGCUAUCUCCAGCUCCCUCGGGUGAGGAAGAGACAAGUCAGUGGCCUGGACCUGCCUCCCCUCCCCGGGUGCCUCCUCGGGAGCCCCUGUCCCCUCAAGGUUCGAGGACCCCAAGUCCCCUAGUGCCACCUGGCAGCUCUCCACUACCACACCGGCUUUCUAGCUCACCCGGAAAGACCAUGCCCACCACCCAAAGCUUCGCCUCAGACCCGAAGUAUGCCACGCCACAAGUGAUCCAGGCUCCUGGCUCUCGGGCUGGCCCCUGCAUCCUGCCCAUUGUCCGUGAUGGCAGGAAGGUCAGCAGUACUCACUACUACCUGCUGCCCGAGCGCCCCCCUUACCUGGAGCGCUAUCAGCGCUUCCUGCAGGAGGCCCAGAGCCCCCAAGAGCCGGCCUCCCUGCCCGUGCCCCUGCUGCUGCCCCCACCCAGUACCCCAGCCCCUGCUGCCCCCACUGCCACCGUUCGACCUAUGCCUCAGGCUGCCCCAGACCCAAAGGCCAACUUCUCCACCAAUAACAGCAACCCGGGGGCCCGGCCACCAGCCCCGAGGGCCACUGCUCGGCUGCCGCAGAGGGGCUGCCCGGGUGACGGGCAAGAGGCUGCCCGGCCAGCAGACAAGGUCCAGAUGCUGCAGGCCAUGGUGCAUGGGGUGACCACAGAGGAGUGCCAGGCGGCCCUGCAGAGCCACAGCUGGAGUGUGCAGAGGGCUGCCCAGUAUCUGAAGGUGGAGCAGCUCUUUGGGCUGGGUCUUCGGCCGCGAGGGGAGUGCCACAAAGUCCUGGAGAUGUUCGACUGGAACCUGGAGCAAGCCGGCUGCCACCUCCUGGGCUCCUGUGGCCCUGCCCACCACAAACGCUGACGGUUGACUGGAGAGCAAUGGUCUGUCCUAAAGGAACCACUUGAGCCUGUCUGUGGGACAGGGUGGAGAGAUGCCCUGCCUCAGGCCUGAAGACCCACUGCUGCCUGCUGCUCCCAGCGGACAGAGUGAGACCGAGGCAGCAGGAGGCUGCGAGCCCCCCUUGCCCACCUCACUCACCCACCCAGCGCUGUUCUGCACACCUUGGUUCAGCCCUUAGAGCCCCAACCAAGAGGUGGGAAGGAGCCUUGUGAAGACAAGACGGGAAGCUGCCUGGCAGGCCUGUGUGUGACCUGCCUCUGGCUCCAGAUCAAGGCUGGGCUAGUGGCUAGAGUGUGCCCUGGGCUUCCCUUGGGGGACUGGACUGAGAGGAAGCCAGGCUUGACUUGGACAAGAAGGAUGUGUUGGCCACACAGAAGGGUGGGCCAGCACCCAACAGGCCCUCCUCAGGGCUGGGACUUUUGCCCGGGAGCCCCUGUAGGCAUUUGGAGUGUUGGACAGAAUGUGACCCUCGGCUUCACUGUGAACUUGUGGGCUUGGCCGGUCUUAGGAUCUUGUACCUGUAAACAGCCUGAAGUGGCUCAGGAGUAGAGAAAAGGUGCCAGGAUUUUCUCUGGCAGGGACCAGGGCCCAAGGCCCCAGGGUUGGAAGGAGACCCCAGGGGCACCAGUAGUUUCCUGUUUGACCCCUGCCCUUCCCCUGUUGCUGUUCGAUGUGUUCCCAUCAGCCUCUCUUGCCAAAGUCGCCGCCCCAGCUAUGGAUACUUGCUUCUUCCAGAGAAAUAAAGUUCGUUUCUAUUUUAUGUUA